Molecule: messenger RNA, 414 nt
Organism: Penicillium arizonense
Lineage: Eukaryota; Fungi; Ascomycota; Eurotiomycetes; Eurotiales; Aspergillaceae
Exons: 2
Coding region: 1-414 (137 amino acids)
Source: RefSeq, a predicted model, not a curated record
AUGUUGAAUACACUUGCUGUACGAAAGUAUCCGACAAAGAGCGAUAUCACACAGGCUUUAGCAACAAAAGAACCGGAAAUCAUGAAUUAUUUCGAUAUUCCCGCCAUUCAGCGAGAGAUCAGCCGCGUUACUCGGGCUGGACCCGAGAGUGUCCUGUAUGGUGUCUGGAACAUCAUCCUUACAUGGCAAUUCCCCGUCCAACAGGGCUAUGUGACACGCCCCCAAGACCGUCAUACCAGCCAAGCGGGGCAGUUGGGGUUUUCAGAUUUGCAUACGUACCAGUAUCCGUCUGCACAACAGCGAGCCAACAAAUUUCUGAUUGUGCAAUGCAAGAGGACUGGUCUGGAAACGCGAGCCUCUACCUGGGACGAAGGUGUGCAACAACUCGAUCAAUAUCUUUCUGCAACCCACUAG